AUGUCUAUUUUAUUAGUUCGGAAUGGUUACUCAUGUGUACCCGUGGCUUUGGCUGAGGGACUGGACAUAAAACUCAAUGCUGCUGUGAAGAAAGUAGAAUAUAACAACAAAUGUGUUGAAGUCACCGUAUACAAUCCUAAAAAUAUGUCCACAACGAAUACUUAUAAUGCUGACGUCGUUUUGUGUACUCUUCCUCUCGGAGUCCUCAAACUAAGUGCAGUUCCGUCCAGCAGCCAGCUCAAUACCGUUCAGUUUUCUCCACCUCUUCCAGAUUGGAAAAUUUCUGCCAUCCAGCGUCUAGGAUUUGGGAAUCUCAAUAAGGUUGUCCUAUGUUUUGAAAGAAUAUUUUGGAAUCCCCAGGCCAACCUUUUUGGUCAUGUUGGGAGUACCACAGCAAGUCGUGGGGAAUUGUUUCUGUUCUGGAAUUUGUAUAAGGCUCCAGUACUAUUGGCACUGGUGGCUGGAGAGGCAGCUGCUAUAAUGGAAAACGUGACCGAUGAUGUUAUAGUAGGAAGAUGCAUUGCUGUUCUUCGUGGUAUCUUCGGUCAAUCUGGAGUGCCACAACCGAAGGAAACCGUUGUAACCCGUUGGAGAGCCGACCCGUGGUCUCGAGGAUCGUACAGCUUCGUAGCCGUAGGUAGUUCUGGGAGCGAUUAUGACCUUCUAGCUUCUCCUGUCAUACCUCCUAAUGCCCAAGGAGUAUCAGUGACUUCUGGACCUGCCAGAGUGUUCUUCGCAGGAGAACACACUAUAAGAAACUAUCCAGCGACGCUGCAUGGAGCUUUUUUGAGUGGCCUUAGAGAAGCAAGUCGCAUUGCUGAUCAGAUAAUCGGAAACCCUUGUCAACCUCAACCUGCCGAAUGAGAUUUUCAAGAAAUGUUUGUUUGAUUUUAUAUUCGAACUGGUUCAUUCUUCGUUAAAAUGUAGUUAUUGUGUCGCCUAAUAAUAAAUAAUUUUGCAUCAA
Messenger RNA from Leptinotarsa decemlineata (Colorado potato beetle), 964 nucleotides. Its product is annotated as lysine-specific histone demethylase 1A. Gene Ontology annotation, biological process: chromatin remodeling. Lineage: Eukaryota; Metazoa; Arthropoda; Insecta; Coleoptera; Chrysomelidae. The record is from RefSeq and is a predicted model, not a curated record. Gene Ontology annotation, molecular function: flavin adenine dinucleotide binding; oxidoreductase activity; chromatin binding.